UUAUACUUCGCCUCAGAAGGAGGGCACUUGCAGCUAGUAGAAGCACUGCUCGAGGAAGGUGCAGAUGUUAACCGUAGGUGUGGUCUACAUGGCACAGCACUUCAAGCAGCUGUAAAAAAAGAGAACCGUCAAAUGGUAGAAUUGCUCCUCAACAACUCAAAGACCUUUGUUAACAGUUUUUCUUCUGAAAUUGGCACGGCGCUUAACACCGCUGCAUGUACUGGUAAUUUGAACAUAGUGAAGCUCCUACACGAGAAGGGCGCUAACAUUAAU
Molecule: messenger RNA, 273 nt
Organism: Bipolaris maydis ATCC 48331
Lineage: Eukaryota; Fungi; Ascomycota; Dothideomycetes; Pleosporales; Pleosporaceae
Source: RefSeq, a predicted model, not a curated record